AUGGAUUUUAUCUUAAGCCAUUUACAUCGGCCGAAGCGAGAGGCCAAUUUGAAAGAAUUUUUAUCACAUCUCUUCGUAGAUUGCAUGGUAAAGUACAAAAACCAAUCACAGCAGAAUAAUGAAUCAUCAGCAAGUACAGAAUAUCCAACAGCCAUACCACGUUCCAUAGAAGAUGCCAUCGUAAAUGAAGGAUCCAUCGAUAUUGGAAAUGUCGAUGUGACCGAGGCAGAACGUAAUGAACUGUACGCCACAAUAAGUGCAGCAACACUAGCAACACCAAAUCGAAAUGGACAGUUGUUUUGUCCAUUACGUUUCGACGGUUAUCUGUGUUGGCCACGUACCCCAGCUGGCACAGUGUUAAGUCAGUAUUGUCCGGAUUUUGUUGAGGGAUUCAGUAGUAAAUUUCUUGCCCAUAAAACAUGUUUAGAAAAUGGCACAUGGUAUCAUCAUCCAGACAGUCAACAGGAAUGGUCAAAUUACACAAAUUGUAUAGAUUAUGAGGAUCUGGAGUUUCGCACAUUUGUCAAUGAGCUGUACGUCAAGGGCUAUAGUGUAUCCUGCGUGGCGUUAUUUCUGUCACUUAUUAUAUUUUUGGGUUUCAAAUCUUUGCGUUGCACUCGAAUACGUAUUCAUGUUCAUUUGUUUGCAUCGUUGGCAUUCACAUGUAUCACCUGGAUUAUGUGGUAUAAACUGAUUGUUGAAGAUCCACAGAUAAUACGUGACAAUCCGUACUGGUGCAUAAUAUUGCAUUUGGUCAUUCACUAUUUCAUGCUGGUCAAUUACUUUUGGAUGUUCUGUGAGGGAUUACAUCUCCAUUUGGUCUUAGUUGUGGUUUUUGUCAAGGACACCAUUGUUAUGCGUUGGUUUAAAAUCUUCUCCUGGCUUUCGCCGUUGAUUUUUGUGGCAGCAUAUGGAGUGGCGAGAUAUUUCCAUCCUGAAGAUAAUAAACAUUGCUGGAUGAAUGAUAGUUUUUUGCUAUGGAUAUUCUCGGUGCCGGUGUGCAUCUCCUUGGUUUCUAGUUUUUUUUUUCUGAUUAACGUCCUGCGCGUUAUUGUACGAAAAUUACACCCACAAUCGGCCCAACCGGCACCAUUGGCCAUACGCAAGGCUGUAAGGGCAACUAUUAUUUUGGUUCCUCUCUUUGGGUUACAACAUUUUCUAUUACCUUAUCGUCCGGAUUCAGGCACACCUUUGGAACGUUUCUAUCAACUGUUGUCUGUCAUUUUGGUUAGCCUACAAGGCUUUGUGGUGUCGUUCCUAUUCUGUUUUGCCAAUCAUGAUGUGACAUUUGCUGUGCGCAGUCUUUUGAAUCGUUUGAUGCCCAGCAUCGUUUCACCACCGCCACCCACCAGCAGUACCGGUCAAGUGGCUACAACAACUCCUAGUCGGGAAUUAGGUGUUUAA
Messenger RNA from Musca vetustissima, 1404 nucleotides. RefSeq names its product calcitonin gene-related peptide type 1 receptor (gene hec). NCBI's taxonomy places the organism in Eukaryota, Metazoa, Arthropoda, Insecta, Diptera, Muscidae. Gene Ontology annotation, molecular function: calcitonin receptor activity. Gene Ontology annotation, biological process: cell surface receptor signaling pathway; adenylate cyclase-modulating G protein-coupled receptor signaling pathway. The transcript is spliced from 11 exons. Bases 1 to 1404 code for a protein of 467 amino acids. Gene Ontology annotation, cellular component: plasma membrane. The record is from RefSeq and is a predicted model, not a curated record.